Molecule: messenger RNA, 2781 nt
Organism: Lathyrus oleraceus (garden pea)
Lineage: Eukaryota; Viridiplantae; Streptophyta; Magnoliopsida; Fabales; Fabaceae
Product: protein ACTIVITY OF BC1 COMPLEX KINASE 7, chloroplastic
Exons: 17
Coding region: 293-2425 (710 amino acids)
Biological process (GO): regulation of response to reactive oxygen species
Source: RefSeq, a predicted model, not a curated record
UAGAAAUAAUAAUAAAAAUCCACUUCCUUUUGUCUUGUUUAUACCGAAAACAAAAACAAAAAAUGGAGUAAAUCAAUAAUACUUCAUGUUCAACCACUUACUAAACCUUUGAAACGUGGAAGCUAAAACAUCCUCCUAGUACUCUGUGGGUCCUCAAGAGGGUUUCUGUCUCUUUUAACCCUGCUCGUAUGUUUCCAUUCUUCUUCUCUCAAUUCUUCAUAUAUGUUUUUUUUUCAUCAAUUGUUAGUAUUGUUCUUCCCUAAGUUAUCUCAACUUGGUAUCAUCACCAUAAAUGGCAGUAAUAAUGGCUUUGCAUGGCUGUUACGGUAACAAUAUAGAGUCGGUAAAUCAGCGAAGACCAUUCGAUAAUCUUGGUUUUACAAGCUCGAUUUCAGUUCACAAAUUGUUAAAGAAUAAAAGGUCAGCAUCUGAUAAGUCUAAAAAUGAUAAGUUUCAUAGAUUUGUUGUGAAAAUGCGGCAGACAGAAACGCCUCCGUCAAACUAUGGUACUAAUGGUAGAGCUGUUAAAAUGGUACCGGUAACUGAGAUAGCGAAAAGAAAGACAGUGUCAGAGAAUAAAGCGGAGACGGUGAAUGGCUCGAAGCAAGCGGUUAAUGGAGCAAGUUUGGUAAGAAGAGAUCCUACACCGGCAUUGACAAAGACAAAGAUAGCGAAACCGGAAACCUCCAAAGAACUUCCACCGUUAGAAGAGUUAAAGGUUUUGCCGUCGGACGAAGGCUUCAGUUGGGCCAAUGAAAACUACAGUUCCUGGCAGAGAUCUAUUGAUGUAUGGUCCUUUGUUCUUUCUUUACGUGUUCGUGUUCUUUUGGACAAUGCGAAAUGGGCGUAUGUGGGUGGCUUUACAGAAGAAAAGCAGAAAAGCAGAAGGCGGAAAACUGCUUCAUGGCUAAGGGAAUGUGUAUUACAGCUCGGUCCAACUUUCAUUAAACUUGGACAGUUAUCAUCAACAAGGUCUGAUUUAUUUCCCCGUGAAUUUGUGGAUGAACUCGCAAAAUUGCAGGACAAGGUCCCUGCUUUCUCCCCAAAGAAAGCAAGAGGCUUUAUCGAGAGCGAGUUAGGAGCUCCCAUUAAUGUAUUGUUUAAAGAGUUCGAAGACCAGCCAAUUGCUGCUGCAAGUCUUGGUCAGGUUCAUCGUGCAAUUCUGCACAAUGGAGAAAAAGUAGUUAUCAAAGUUCAAAGGCCUGGCUUGAAGAAGCUUUUUGACAUUGACUUGCAAAACUUGAAGCUGAUUGCGGAGUAUUUUCAGAGAAGUGAAACUCUAGGUGGUCCAACUAGAGAUUGGAUCGGUAUAUAUGAAGAAUGUGCAACAAUUUUGUAUCAAGAAAUUGAUUACAUAAAUGAAGGGAAGAAUGCUGAUAGGUUCCGUCGAGAUUUUCGAAACAUAAAGUGGGUCCGAGUACCUCUAGUUUAUUGGGAUUACACAGCUAUGAAGGUGUUGACCUUGGAGUAUGUACCAGGUGUUAAAAUAAAUCAAGUGGAUACAUUGAUGUCUCGUGGUUAUGAUCGAGAUAGGAUCUCAUCACGUGCUAUUGAGGCAUACUUGAUUCAGAUAUUGAAAACAGGAUUCUUUCAUGCUGAUCCACAUCCUGGAAAUCUUGCCAUUGAUGUUGAUGAAUCAAUUAUUUAUUACGACUUUGGCAUGAUGGGGGAGAUAAAAUCUUUCACCAGAGAGAGAUUGCUUGAACUUUUUUAUGCUGUUUAUGAAAAGGACGCCAAAAAGGUUAUGCAAUGCCUUAUUGAUCUUGGAGCACUCCAACCCACUGGGGACCUGUCAGCUGUUAGGAGAUCUGUACAGUUCUUCUUGGACAAUCUUCUAAACCAGACGCCAGAUCAACAGCAGACAUUGUCUGCAAUCGGAGAGGAUUUGUUUGCAAUAGCUCAAGACCAGCCAUUCCGGUUUCCAUCUACCUUCACCUUUGUUAUUAGAGCAUUUUCUACACUUGAAGGCAUAGGUUACACACUCAAUCCAGAUUUCUCCUUUGUGAAGAUUGCUGCACCUUAUGCACAGGAACUUCUAGAUAUAAGGCAAAGACGGCCAACCGGGCCACAAUUCGUCGAGCAGAUAACAAAGCAAGCAAAUGAUGUAAGAACAAAUUCCAUGUCAAUGCCAUACAGAGUUCAAAGAAUAGAGGAGUUUGUAAAACAAGUUGAGGCAGGGGAUCUGAAACUUCGAGUUCGAGUACUAGAGUCAGAAAGAGCUGCUCGGAAAGCAACGGUGUUACAAAUGGCUACUAUGUACACAGUAUUAGGAGGAACCCUGCUAAAUAUUGGUGUUAAUUUGAGUAGCCAAGGCAAUGAAACUUUUGCAAAUGGAUCAUUUGUUGGUGCAGGUAUUUUAUUCACUCUAUUCUUGAGGUCUAUGCAAAGGGUAAAUAAGCUUGACAAGUUUGAGAAAAUGUUAUGAUUCUUUCUCAACAAAAAUCCAAUUCCUUCAUGUAUAUGUUAAUAUUGUUCAUAACAUUCAUUUUUUCCCGCUUAUAUAUACGAAGCUAUACGAAUAAUAGUUUUACAGAAAAAAGAAAGAUCGGAGGGAGGGUGUUGAAAGUGUAAGAAACUAUUUCUUCUUGAUAAAGAAAAUGUCAUAGAUAUAGUAAGGAAAGAACAAAUUUGUAAUUUAACCAUGGAUACUAUAGUUAUAGGCUAAACAAUUUAUGUCUUCUCUUGUAAGUGAUUAAAUAUACCAAACAUUUCCAGCACUUGAACCUUGUAGUUCAGAUAAAUUCUUCAAGAGUUGAUAUGAACAUGUUUAAAUUAGUAGUA